AUGCUGGUACCUAGGAGAACAAUCAAAGGAAAUUCCACCUUGGUGACUGAGUUUAUUCUCUUGGGAUUGACGGAUCACCCGGAGCUUCAGCCUGUUCUCUUUGUGCUGUUCCUGGUGAUCUACUUGAUCACCGUUGGGGGGAACCUUGGGAUGAUGGUCCUGAUCCGAGUGGAUCCCCGCCUACACACUCCCAUGUACUUCUUUCUUGCCAGCUUGUCCUGCUUGGAUCUGUGCUAUUCCACCAAUGUCACCCCCAAGAUGCUGGUGAACUUCUUAGCAGAGAAGAAAACCAUUUCCUAUUCUGCCUGCUUAGUGCAGUGCUAUUUUUUCAUUGCCAUGGUGAUCACUGAAUAUUAUAUGCUAGCCGUGAUGGCCUAUGAUAGGUACGUGGCCAUCUGCAACCCUUUGCUUUACGGCAGCAAGAUGUCCAAAGGAGUGUGUGCGCGCCUGAUCGCUGGUCCCUACGUCUAUGGGUUCCUCAGUGGCCUGAUGGAGACCAUGUGGACCUAUCGCUUGACCUUCUGUGGCUCCAACGUCAUUAACCACUUCUACUGUGCUGACCCACCCCUCAUCCGCCUCUCCUGCUCAGACACCUUCAUUAAGGAAACGUCUAUGUUUGUGGUAGCAGGGUUUAACCUUUCCACCUCCCUCCUCAUCAUUCUCGUCUCCUAUCUGUUCAUCCUCACUGCCAUCUUGAGGAUGCGCUCUGCCGAGGGCAGGCGCAAAGCUUUCUCCACCUGCGGGUCCCACCUGGCGGCAGUGACCGUGUUUUACGGGACCCUGUUCUGCAUGUACGUGAGGCCUCCCACGGACAAGUCCGUGGAGCAGUCCAAGGUCAUUGCUGUCUUCUACACGUUCGUCAGCCCUAUGCUGAACCCCAUCAUCUAUAGUCUAAGGAACAAGGAUGUGAAACAAGCUUUUCGAAAACUGAUCAGAAGAAAUGCGCUUUCCAAAUAA
This is a messenger RNA of Fukomys damarensis (Damara mole-rat), 957 nucleotides long. RefSeq names its product olfactory receptor 1030. Gene Ontology annotation, biological process: sensory perception of smell; G protein-coupled receptor signaling pathway. Lineage: Eukaryota; Metazoa; Chordata; Mammalia; Rodentia; Bathyergidae. The record is from RefSeq and is a predicted model, not a curated record. The transcript has a single exon. The coding region runs from base 1 to 957 and encodes 318 amino acids. Gene Ontology annotation, cellular component: membrane. Gene Ontology annotation, molecular function: odorant binding; G protein-coupled receptor activity; olfactory receptor activity.